GAGGGGAGGGCCCGCGCGCUAAACGCGGGACUUGUUUGGUGUCCUGGUGCGCGGUUGGUAGCCGCGAACUCGUUUUCUUCCUUUGAGACCUGGCUUCUGCAUUCCAGCGCGGAUUGGUGAAGGCUCUACGGCUCCAGUAGUAGCUAGGGGCCCUGCCGGCGUUUCCUCCCAGGCUCGGCCAUGCCGGCGGUGUUGGGUUUUGAAGGCAGCGCCAACAAGAUUGGCGUGGGAGUGGUGCGGGAUGGCACCGUGCUGGCGAACCCUCGGCGCACUUACGUCACGCCUCCGGGUACAGGAUUCCUUCCAGGUGAUACUGCCAGGCACCACAGAGCUGUUAUCCUGGACCUGCUGCAGGAGGCACUAACAGAGGCUGGAUUAACUUCACAAGAUAUUGAUUGCAUUGCGUAUACUAAAGGUCCUGGUAUGGGUGCCCCAUUGGUUUCUGUGGCUGUUGUGGCGCGUACUAUUGCCCAGUUGUGGAAUAAGCCAUUGGUGGGUGUUAACCAUUGCAUAGGCCACAUUGAGAUGGGCCGCCUCAUCACUGGAGCCACCAGCCCAACUGUGCUGUAUGUCAGUGGAGGAAAUACACAGGUGAUUGCAUAUUCAGAACAUCGUUACCGCAUCUUUGGGGAAACCAUCGAUAUUGCUGUGGGUAAUUGUCUGGAUCGUUUUGCUCGAGUCCUGAAGAUUUCCAAUGACCCAAGUCCAGGCUACAACAUUGAACAAAUGGCAAAGCGAGGCAAGAAGCUAGUUGAGCUGCCAUACACUGUAAAGGGCAUGGACGUCUCAUUCUCGGGGAUCUUGUCUUUCAUUGAGGAUGUAGCCCAGCGGAUGCUGGCCACAGGCGAGUGUACUCCUGAGGAUCUAUGCUUCUCCUUGCAGGAAACUGUGUUUGCAAUGCUGGUAGAGAUCACAGAGCGGGCCAUGGCACAUUGCGGUUCCCAGGAGGCCCUCAUCGUAGGAGGAGUGGGUUGUAAUAUUAGGUUACAGGAAAUGAUGGAAACAAUGUGCCAGGAACGCGGAGCCCGGCUUUUUGCCACAGAUGAGAGAUUCUGCAUUGACAAUGGAGCCAUGAUAGCCCAGGCUGGCUGGGAGAUGUUUCAGGCUGGACAUAGGACCCCCCUCAGUGAAUCUGGGGUCACACAGAGGUAUCGGACAGAUGAAGUAGAAGUGACCUGGAGGGACUGACAAGGUGAACAGGAUCAAGUAGAUAGCGCCCUAAGUGGAGCCCCAGGGACCCUGGGCCUUAACCUCAUCCUGACAUAAGACCCUAGCAAGACUGUGGACGCCCCUCUCCCAUCAUUUGAACCUCAAGAUGACUCUAUAAUAAAAAUAUUUUUGGUUUUA
This is a messenger RNA of Sus scrofa (pig), 1347 nucleotides long. RefSeq names its product O-sialoglycoprotein endopeptidase (gene OSGEP). Gene Ontology annotation, cellular component: cytoplasm; EKC/KEOPS complex. Gene Ontology annotation, biological process: tRNA threonylcarbamoyladenosine modification. NCBI's taxonomy places the organism in Eukaryota, Metazoa, Chordata, Mammalia, Artiodactyla, Suidae. The record is from RefSeq and is a predicted model, not a curated record.